Molecule: messenger RNA, 1196 nt
Organism: Erythranthe guttata (spotted monkey flower)
Lineage: Eukaryota; Viridiplantae; Streptophyta; Magnoliopsida; Lamiales; Phrymaceae
Product: glutathione S-transferase L3
Biological process (GO): protein glutathionylation
Molecular function (GO): glutathione transferase activity
Source: RefSeq, a predicted model, not a curated record
AUUGGAAAAUUAUAGAUUUGGCUGGUUACAAAUCAACAAUCCCAAUUGUCCAAAUCAGCAGCUGAGAGCAAGAGAAAAUGGCGACCAUCUUCAACAACAUAAGCUAUCAUCACAGCAUUAUCCAUUGCGCUUGUAAUAACAACAACACUAAUCGCAUCAAUCUUUGCCCUAAUUUAGGAUCCCCUCCCUUCAAGAAACCACUGAUUUUAUUCCCCAGGAAAAAUCUUCUCAACUAUUCUGGAAUCAGUCGAACUGUAUCAGCAAUUUCAUCUGGUGUGAGAGAAGAAGCCCUUCCACCUGCUCUUGAUUCCUCUUCAGACCCACCGCCAAUCUUCGAUGGAACCCCCAAGCUGUAUAUAUCUUACUCUUGCCCGUUUGCUCAACGUGCGUGGAUUACCAGAAACUGUAAGGGACUUCAAGACACUAUAAAAUUGGUACCUAUCAAUCUUAAGAACAGACCGUCUUGGUACAAGGAAAAAGUGUACCCUCCAAACAAGGUUCCGUCGCUAGAGCAUAACAAUGAAGUUAAAGGGGAGAGUCUCGAUUUGAUUCGAUACAUCGACGCUAACUUUGAAGGGCCUUCGCUUUUUCCCGAUGAUCCCACCAAGAUAGAGUUUGCUGAGGAGUUGCUGUCGUUUACGAGUUCCUUCUCUAAAGCCGUAACUAAUUCUUUGAAGGAGAACAGCACUAACGAAGCUGGUGCUGCUUUUGACGAAAUUGAGAUUUUUCUCUCCAAAUUCGACGACGGACCCUUUUUUCUUGGUCAGUUCAGCUUAGUGGACAUAGCGUACGCUCCUUUCGUUGAAAGAUACCAGCCCUUCUUCUUCGAAGUGAUGAGUUACGACAUCACAAGCUGCAGGCCGAAACUUGCUGUGUGGAUUGAGGAGAUGAAUAAGAUCGAAGCAUAUAAACAAACUCAACGAGACCCAAAGGAGCACGUCGAGACCUACAGGAAGCGUUUGGUAUCAUUGAAAAGUUGAAUCAUGUUAUUAAGGUCUUGUCCACUUGCAUUAGUUGGAUUAAUUUGAUUUCCGGAUUGGAUCGAUUAGUUAGUAAGAUGUUCGGUUUGCUCGUAUUUAAAUAUGGGAUUUUUUGUUCUUUUUUUUCCGGCAAGAUUGUUCGUCAACGAGCUUCAUUUUGCUAAUCUAUACUACUUAGUCAAUUCGAUGGUAUAGUAUACAUCGAACAAGGCCUAA